AUGUGCGCCUUCGAGUGCCCUUCAACCCCGAAGAAUUCUUUUUAUGGCGAGAGCCACAGGCGAAGCCCUCUCGUCGAGAGAGUCGAGCGGGCAUCGAAAAAAUUGCGUGAGGAACCUGCCAAGGUCAACUUCCGCAGCAGCCUCCUUGGACCAACUGUUGUCUGGAAGUUAUUACCUACGCAAGCCCAAGCACUUACCAUUGCUCGCACUCUGGACGAUGACGUCCGGGUAUUCUCCUACGAGCUUCGAGAGAGCGAUGUUCCUGGGAAGCGUGGGUACCUGGUGACCCAUCCACUCUACCUGUGGGACGUGCUGAAAAUGCGCCGGCCUUCGGAUCGCUGCAUGUACGAAGUGAUUGCGGAAGAUGCACCAUGCAAGCUCUACUUCGACCUCGAAUUUGAGUGCAAGCCUAAUCCAGGCAGAGACGGCGUCGCCAUGGUCGAGCACUUUGUCGACGCAGUGUGCCGCGAGUGGGAAGAUCUUUUCGGGGACCGCUGCAGUCGAGACGAUGUCCUCUGGCUGGAUUCCAGCACCCCGAAGAAAUUCAGCUGCCACCUCAUUUUUCAGAGAAUGCGCAUGUUUCGAAACAAUCGCGAAGCCGGUGCCUUUGUUCACCUUGUGUGCGAGAAAAUGAAGAAAGGUUCUGUGGCGCCAAAGUCUGCCUUGGCUGCUUCCAGGGCUUCCCGGGCAAACCCUCUCGUGCUUAACAAAAGCGGCAAGGAAGUGCUUUUCUGUGACGAGGCUGUGUACACGCGAAACCGCAACUUCCGUCUUUUUCAGUGCACGAAGCUCAAGAAGGACACGCCUUUGGUGGUGUCGCAGAACGACUGCUAUGUCCGUUCCUUAGGGAAGCAGCCGGAUGACAAGGAUAUCUUCCUCGACAGUCUCAUCACGUGGCCUCCUCAGCAGACUGGUGAACAUCUGCUGACAUUUUCUGUGGACUGUGCUGCACCAAAACUGCAAGCAUCUGUGACAAAGAAGCAAGACAGCGUCACGUCGUUUAGCUCGCCAGGGCGUUCCUUGGCUGCAUCGGCUAUGCCAGCUCAAGGCGAGAAUGCUUCGGGCACGUCGCCAACGGCGCCCACCGCCAUCCUGGCACAACCUCGCGACCCUGGCACCGUUUCCGGAACGGAUGACACCGACGUUGAGGAUUGGCUUCAAGUAUAUGAACGAGACGUGCUGGCUCUUUGUCGCAAGGUUGACGAGAAGAUGCCGGAAGUGGAAAAGGUCGGGCAUAUCCUCAAAGGCAUCGCGGACGACGCGUUUAGUCUCCUCGUUUUCAAGAAGUCUUCGACAGUGCAGGACAUCAUUGCUGAAUGCCGCUGCUUCGAAGAAGCCCAAAACCGUCCCUUGGCCGAGCUAUCAAAAUACCCGGCGCCCACCUGUCACCGCCCGCCGACAGACAUCGAAGAAGACACCGCUCCAACAUCUCCACCCGCUAUACCAACCGUUCCCUUCGCCACGCCCACGUCUUUCCCGCUCGUCUCUGCCUCGUCGCUCUCCGUCUCCUUCUUCCUUCCGCGGCUCCUCAGAAAACUAACGGGCGCAGCUCCGAGAGGUGAGCCUGCCAUGACGACCCGACCCGAAAUUCCUCUGCUUGCAUUGCCUGGCCAUCCCAACCUCAUCAGCGUGGACGUGGACGCCCACCAUGCGGACGCACUUCGUCGCCUUCGCGCCUCGCACCAGGACAUUUUCGAUCUUGAUGACUGGCCCCUGGUCAAACUGUCCGUUGUGAAACAUCGGAUGCUCACCGGUGAUGCCAUCCCGAUUCACCGACGGCCCUACCGCGUCUCCCCUGAGCGCCAAGUUAUACAGCCAUAG
Dermacentor silvarum is the source of this 1821-nucleotide messenger RNA. RefSeq lists its product as uncharacterized. Gene Ontology annotation, molecular function: chromatin binding; DNA-directed DNA polymerase activity. Lineage: Eukaryota; Metazoa; Arthropoda; Arachnida; Ixodida; Ixodidae. The transcript is spliced from 5 exons. Gene Ontology annotation, cellular component: mitochondrial matrix; nucleus. Gene Ontology annotation, biological process: mitochondrial DNA replication; error-prone translesion synthesis; replication fork processing. The record is from RefSeq and is a predicted model, not a curated record. The coding region runs from base 1 to 1821 and encodes 606 amino acids.